Exophiala bonariae is the source of this 1407-nucleotide messenger RNA. RefSeq lists its product as uncharacterized. Gene Ontology annotation, molecular function: oxidoreductase activity; FMN binding. Bases 1 to 1407 code for a protein of 468 amino acids. Lineage: Eukaryota; Fungi; Ascomycota; Eurotiomycetes; Chaetothyriales; Herpotrichiellaceae. The record is from RefSeq and is a predicted model, not a curated record. The transcript is spliced from 2 exons.
AUGGGCUCGCUCGAGGCCCCUCCUCGCUACCAAUCCGACGUCGUGGACGCAAGCCGCCUAGGCGAGUCAAUCAGAUUCGCAUUCUCAGGGCGGACUGCUCCCAAUCGGUUCAUGAAAGCUGCCAUGACGGAGCAACUCUCCUCGUGGAACAAGGAAGACCUGCAAAAGAGAGGCAUACCCACACCCAGCCUCUUCCGUGUGUAUGAACGAUGGGGUGAAGGUGGAAUCGGCAUGGUAGUUACCGGAAACGUGAUGAUAUUCAGUGAUCAUCUAGAGUCAGUGGGGGACCCGGUCAUCCCACCAGACGCGCCGUUCCAAGGGUCAAGGUUCGACGCCUUUAAGCAGUGGGCAUAUUCUGUCAAGAAAGGUGGAAAUCUUAUGGUCGCUCAAGUGUCUCACCCCGGCCGGCAAUGUCAUAGCUAUUUCCAGCGUCACCCAGUCGCUGCCUCUGCAGUACCAUUCGACUUCAGUGGUCCUCGACGACCCAUACAUUUCAAUGAUCCCCACGCGGCAGCGGAGCAAGAGAUCGCCGACAUAAUUGAGUCCUUCGCGCACGCAGCAGAAUAUCUCGAAAAGGCGGGCUUUGAUGGCAUGCAGCUACACGCCGCAAAUGGUUUCUUUUUGUCUGGUUUUCUGAGCACCAUAACGAACAAACGGACAGACCAAUACGGUGGACAUAUUAAUAAUCGCAUACGUAUUCAUCUGGAAAUUGAACAAGCUAUUCGACGCCGAGUAUCCUCCAAAUUCGUUCUCGGAAUCAAGAUCAACAGCACCGAAUUCCAACAAUCCGCUUUCACACCAGCAGAGGCGAAUCAAGUAUGUCUGGCGUUUGAAAGGCAUCACUUUGAUUUUGUGGAACUCAGCGGAGGAUCUUCAGAGAAUCUCAUGACUGGCAACCAGCACCGAGACGAGACGGUGAGAGAAUCAACAAAGAGGCGAGAAGCUUAUUUUCAGGAGUUCGCCGAGCAAAUUGUUCCUGGUUUAACAAAGACCAAGGUCUACUUGACCGGCGGUCUGCGCACGGUCGGAGGUAUGAUCAGAGCACUAGACACUGUUGAUGGAAUUGGUCUCGCCCGCCCGCUGGUUCAAGAAUUUGAUUUUUGCAAAAAGAUCCUCAAUGGCGAAGUAACAGGAAGUAUUAUCCCGAAUAUGGAACUGGGAGAGUUUUGGUUGGCCUUGAUGGCCGGGAACAGGACCAUUAGAGAAGUCGGCCAGGGUAAAGAACCUCUCGAGUUGUGGAAAGACGAGGUCAUACAGGAUCUUCGUAAGGGGUAUGGCCUAUGGGUGGAUAACAAGAGCUCCGAUCGAGAGUACAUCAGCUAUUAUGGCGUCACCUCUACCGAUGCCAUGGAACAGGGGAAGAGACCACCCUUCAGCUCCGGCCCGUCAUCGGGAAUGCUGAAGUGA